Messenger RNA from Calidris pugnax (ruff), 3297 nucleotides. Its product is annotated as protein spinster homolog 2-like. Gene Ontology annotation, cellular component: membrane. The record is from RefSeq and is a predicted model, not a curated record. Gene Ontology annotation, molecular function: sphingolipid intramembrane carrier activity; transmembrane transporter activity. Gene Ontology annotation, biological process: transmembrane transport; sphingosine-1-phosphate receptor signaling pathway; lipid transport. The transcript has 15 exons. Lineage: Eukaryota; Metazoa; Chordata; Aves; Charadriiformes; Scolopacidae. Bases 1 to 1662 code for a protein of 553 amino acids.
AUGGUCGGAGUAGACGGUUCCUACGGUUCAAUGACAAAAGCCGCCCAGCGCCCUCUGAGACGGCAGAUCGCGGCCCUGAGGCGCGGCGCGAGGCGGGCGGAGGAGACCCGGGGCGGGGCGAUUGCGCGCAGCCGGCGGGGCGGGGCGCACCCUGACCGCCCGGCCGCACGCCACAAGGCGCCGAGCCUCGGCCGGGCCCGGGUGGCGGCCGCCGGUAUCCUCAGCGUGGGCAACGUGCUCAACUACCUGGACCGGUACACGCACCCUGACCGCCCGGCCGCACGCCACAAGGCGCCGAGCCUCGGCCGGGCCCGGGUGGCGGCCGCCGGUAUCCUCAGCGUGGGCAACGUGCUCAACUACCUGGACCGGUACACGGUGGCAGGUGUGUUACUAGACAUCCAGCAGCACUUUGGAGUCAAAGACAGCGGGGCUGGCUUGUUGCAGACAGUUUUCAUCUGUAGUUUCAUGGUUGCCGCCCCAAUCUUCGGUUACCUUGGUGACCGUUUCAACAGAAAGAUCAUUCUCAGCUGCGGGAUCUUCUUUUGGUCAGCUGUCACUUUUUCCAGCUCCUUCAUCACUGAACAGUAUUUCUGGCUUCUUGUGCUCUCGCGAGGUUUGGUCGGUAUCGGUGAAGCAAGUUACUCCACCAUUGCCCCAACCAUCAUAGGAGACCUUUUCACCAAAAACACGAGGACCCUCAUGCUGUCCGUUUUCUACUUUGCAAUUCCUCUUGGCAGUGGCUUGGGAUACAUCACUGGGUCAAGCGUGAAGCAGGUUGCUGGAGACUGGCACUGGGCCUUGCGGGUAUCUCCACUCCUGGGAAUGAUAACGGGGACACUCAUCUUGAUAUUUGUACCUGCUGCUAAAAGAGGAAAUGUUGAACAACUUGGGGGACAGCUGAAGGCUCGGACCUCCUGGCUGAGAGACAUGAAAGCGCUGAUUAGAAACCGCAGCUACGUGUUCUCUUCGUUGGCCACCUCAGCUGUCUCCUUUGCCACAGGGGCCCUUGGCAUGUGGAUCCCUCUCUACCUGCACAGAGCACAGGUCGUGCAGAAGACAGCAGAGACUUGCAGCUCACAGCCUUGUGGCACCAAAGAUAGCUUGAUCUUCGGAGCAAUCACAUGCUUCACUGGCUUCCUGGGUGUAAUCACAGGGGCCGGGGCAACCAAAUGGUGCCGGUUGAAAACCCAGCGAGCCGAUCCUCUUGUCUGUGCUGUUGGCAUGCUGGGAUCAGCCAUCUUCAUCUGUCUGAUCUUCGUGGCUGCCAAGAGCAGCAUCGUGGGAGCCUACAUUUGCAUUUUUAUCGGAGAAACUCUUCUGUUUUCAAACUGGGCUAUCACAGCAGACAUACUAAUGUACGUGGUCAUUCCAACACGCCGUGCAACCGCCGUGGCCUUGCAGAGUUUCACUUCCCACCUCCUGGGAGAUGCUGGCAGCCCGUAUCUGAUCGGAUUUAUCUCAGACCUAAUACGACAAAGCACAAAGGAGUCCCCAGUCUGGGAGUUCCUCAGCUUGGGGUACGCGCUCAUGCUCUGCCCGUUUGUCGUUGUCCUAGGAGGGAUGUUUUUCCUGGCCACAGCCCUCUUCUUCCUCAGUGACCGAGCCAAAGCUGAACAACAGGUGAACCAACUCGUGAUGCCACCAGCCUCUGUGAAAGUCUGAGACGUUGCCAGUGAAGGAAGCGACACGCGGACUCGUGCUCCCACCACACCAAUCUCAAGCUGGAAGCCCUUCCGUACUGGUGGAUCCCUCAGCUCCACAGCACCCUGGAAGGGUUCUCCAGCAGCUAACGAAUCCCACCGCUCCAGCCUGCGGGGUCAGGCACCAGGAGAUGAGCAGGGCAGCCUGGAACACAAGUACUUCUUGAGCAUAAGGACGUUCACAGGUUCCUCUGAGCAUCAAAAGCAACUGUCCACUGGACCCACGAUGUGCUACCCAAGUGAGUGACUGUAGAUUGUGUAUAUGGUUUUAGUUGUAGCCAACAAAGUCCGCGUCAUUUAUAGGGCAACUUACGCCCUAUUGAAUGCUGCUGCUCCGUCAGCGCUCCUGCACCCAGAGACUGCACUAGUUGGGGACCUGUUCUGUACAUCACCUUUUCUUUAACACUGAAGGCUCAAUUCAGAUUAUUAUUUUUUAUUUAAAUAUGUCAUAAGAUGCUUUAUCUCUGCUGAAGACCUUAGAUGACAGAUAUAGAUAUAUAGAUAUAUAUAUUUAGAUAAACAGUUUUUUAUUUAAAUGUUUUAAAACCUGGAGCUGCCUGUGCAACCGUACCAGACACGAGUAACGUCCACAGCUCUCCUCAUCUCAGUGCCCUGGUACCAGGCCCUGCGAGGGCACAGCAGGAAGACUCCCAGUGGAUGAUGACCCAUCCCCUGAGGCUGAGCAGUGGGACAGAGGAGAGAGUUUCACUGCACUGGGUAUACUGGUGGUUGUUACAGAAAGGCCCAGAAGAACUUUGGACAUAAAUACCUAGAGGCUCUAGAGUUUGCUCUCAAUAUGCUAAAUUCAGCCUUGCCUAGGAGGUUCACAGGUUUUUAAAAUACCAAAAUCCAUCUGGCUGAAUUGCUUUACCUAGGGCCUGGUAGUGCAAUACUGCUGUGCCAGUGACUCCACGCUUUGUUUACACACACAUCAUAUCACCCGUGUCCUCAACACUCAUUCUCCCUCCGUCAGUAUUUCCAGAGCAGGUGGCUGAUGCUCUACUGUAGCUGUUUCCUUUGGAACAAUCCUUAGGUUUAGUGCAGGCCCAACCCCACGCACAGACUACCCCUGCCGGGGGGUCAGUUGGUCACUUUUAUCUUUAUAAAGAUGCAUUUGAGGUCUUUAAUAUUCAAGGCCAGUGUCUGAACUGUGUUAGUCUCAAAUGCAGCAGCAUGUGUCUGUAGAGCAGUCAGUGCCAGUUCAGCCCAGUCUUGUUUCCUGCACUUGACCUCCACAAGCCAAAUUUAUGCUGUGUCAGCUCCAUGCUGCAAGAGCGUGGGGAAGGCAGGCGAGCAGGGCCCUGGAGAGAGAGCCAGGCUUCCAGAGAACGGGCAUUGGUUCUGGGAACUCCCCACUCACGUUUUUUCUGCCGUCUCCCACAGCACAGACACUCCCCUGGAGCUCAGCAACACCUCGUGCAGCUGGAUGCACCUCACUCUUGGGCUCACAUGCUCAUCUUGUGCUCGGUUGGGCCACAAGUAGGACUAAAUAAGCAAAGAAAAUCAUAGAAUUGCCCAGGCCGGAAGGGACCUCCAAAGGCCAUCUAGUCCGACCCCCCCGCAGUCAGCAGGGACACCCCCAACUAGACCAGGUUGC